This is a messenger RNA of Symbiodinium natans, 588 nucleotides long. NCBI's taxonomy places the organism in Eukaryota, Dinophyceae, Suessiales, Symbiodiniaceae. The record is from the annotation of a GenBank genome assembly.
AUGACGAAGCAGGGACCCUUCCUGCAGACUUGGAUGAUGUGCAGGGCCGUUGAUGCUGUUUGCUGUUUGCUGUUUGUUGUACGGUGGUAUUCAGGCGCAAAUCAGAGGCGCCGGGAGAGUGGGCCGCAUGGGUCCAUGGCACAGAUGAAAAAGGUAUUCAGGAGCAAGAUGUACUUCAGUGACAGCAGGCUUAGCCUGUCUAAGCUGAUGUGGCUCGCAGAUCGGAGGUACCAGUAUUGGCUGUCAGGUCUGACUUUAGUCGACACGGAUAUCGAGGAAGAGGAGCAGUGUGUUUACACGAAGCUGACGACGCUUACGGUGCAGAACUGCAAGGCCUCGCGCAUGGAGGACAAGGAGAUGGUUCUGAGCAAGAUACCGGACAUCCAGACGUUCGAUGAGCAGCUGCAGUAUGUGAUCUUUGGCCGACGCGGUCUGCUCAAGAGGCGCUUGGCCGGACUCGGACUCCUUAGCGCUGCCAAGCGCGUGACGCUGCGCGUGGCCAAGUCCGCUGACUUUCGGUUCUCGCGCGAGCUAAGCGACUCAGAGUCGUCGCUGGUGUCAGAUUCUGCGGGUUCCGAUGAGUGUUGA